AUGCCUUGCUUCAAAGGUAUUGCUGUCAGUGUCCAUGCUGAAGGAUCACCGCUCCCUGAAUAUGGAGUAACUCGACAAUCAAGAUUCAGUCGUAUUAACACAUACAUCCCCGUCCCUCAACCCAAAAUUCCCCGCGAUUCGACCACCAAUAAACCUGAAGCCGCAAAGUUUGCUAUCUCAAUUACGUUGUUAACUCCAGGUCUUCCCAUUCCUUACAGCACGCCGAAAGCAACACCCGCGAACCCUUAUCCUCAGCCUCAAACCGUCACUGGUUUGCCUGGCUUUGGCGAGAAAACAAAUUUCUCUGGUCAAGUCGGUCCCUACAUACCAAUCACCAAGUCGGAAAAUGAAACAAUCGCUGCAUAUAUCUAUUUUGAUGGCAGACCAAAGGAAGAAGUGGCCACUCUUUUACGACCAAGCGAAGAGACAUGGGUAAAUUCUCGAUGGGUCCAGGUUCCAGACUCUGAAGGAGGAGGACUGGCUGAGCGAGAGUUCUUGUUCCGCGAGGUUGGUCUAGAGCGAUGGUUGAACGGACUUGAUCUUGACGGACAAGAUGCCGCUGCAAGAAUCGAAAAGCGUCGACAAAAGUUCGAGAAGCGUCGUAGGCGCAGAAAGGACGAACUUGGCAGUGAUGAUGAACUCGCAGACAUGAUGACACCAAGAAAGAGAUCCACGGCACGAGAGGUUCUACGAUACGGAGCAGAUGACCAAUCGCCGGUCGAGACCGUUUCAGAUGACGAAAGUUUCAGCUCAGACUCGGACGACGAUGAUGCUUUACCGGAAGCUGCAGGACAAAUCAAGGUUGCUAUGUUUCGGGUACUCGCAUCUGGAGAAAUUAAACGCGGCGAAUACUCUCCACAAUUUGAUGCUCAUGAUGAUGAUGAAGAAGGAGAGAAAGGCAAUGGAGAAGGAGGAGAGGGGGAUGUUGAUCACACCACAAGUUUUGCAAAGCCUAAGACAUUGGAUCCAAAAUCUAUUAGCACACAAACUGUCACUGGAAUAGACGGGCCCGAUAAGCCUUUCGCGGUCUUUACAUUCUUCUAUCGAGGUCAACGUCAAUUGCAAAAGAUGGGCAUUCUACCAAAUUCAAAGCAGGAAAAGAUAUCCAGCAGUGCUGCGAAACGAAGGUCAACACAGUUAGAUUUCGGAAAUAUUGGCAAAUUGAGUAAUACUGGAACCGUUGGAUUUUCCGCCUUUAGAGAUAACGACACCUCCGCAAAGCGCAGCAAAUCUAAAAAGAGUAAUGGAAAUGCCGGCAUGAUGGAAGACAGCGACGAUGAAGACGAUGACGAUAAUGGAGUAAAGAUGGAAGAAGUGGAUGAUAAGGACGAUCCAAAUAAGACUUUGAGUACCGAAGAUGCAAAGUUUCAGGGAGAAUUAGCAGAUGGGGUUGGACGAAUCAAGUUAAAACGCCAAUAUUCCGCUGGAAAUUUGAAUAACUUGGGCAGAUCACCUAACUCAACCAGCAAUACAUCUGGCAAUGCUACUCCCGCUACGGAUGGAGACAAUAAUGGUCUAACUUUACCAAACAAUGUGUUCGGAAAGAGCCUCGCAGACAACAACUUUGUUGGUAGUCCUAUGAAGAAACAUAGAGCUAGCCUCCUCGGUGAUGAGUCUCUAGAUAAACGACUGGCAGGAUUUUCGAGUAAUCUCGACAUUGUAGCAGCAGCCGAAGCUGCGCAGACUCCCCUCCCAGAGCCAGCAAUGAAGGAUGUCGACGAAGAAGAGCUAUGA
Messenger RNA from Botrytis sinoallii, 1734 nucleotides. RefSeq lists its product as uncharacterized. The coding region runs from base 1 to 1734 and encodes 577 amino acids. The record is from RefSeq and is a predicted model, not a curated record. Lineage: Eukaryota; Fungi; Ascomycota; Leotiomycetes; Helotiales; Sclerotiniaceae. The transcript has 3 exons.